Messenger RNA from Gallus gallus (chicken), 12489 nucleotides. RefSeq names its product dynein axonemal heavy chain 3 (gene DNAH3). The coding region runs from base 369 to 12437 and encodes 4022 amino acids. The record is from RefSeq and is a predicted model, not a curated record. Gene Ontology annotation, biological process: microtubule-based movement. Gene Ontology annotation, molecular function: minus-end-directed microtubule motor activity; dynein light intermediate chain binding; ATP hydrolysis activity. Lineage: Eukaryota; Metazoa; Chordata; Aves; Galliformes; Phasianidae. Gene Ontology annotation, cellular component: dynein complex. The transcript is spliced from 62 exons.
GGUACAACACAGCGCAGAGCAGAGCGGGGCUGGCUGCGCAGCUCUGCAGAGAGAGAGAGGGCGACAUCCCGGCCUCCUGGCACUGACUGCGAGUGGGGCAGUGAAGUGCAUGUACUGAUCUGAGGAGGAGGGGGACCAAAAAAUUUUCAGGAACCAAAGCAGAGAUGAAAGACAAAGCAGAAUGAAGCCAACACAGAGGCUAUCUUCAGAAAGUCUUUGUCAUUUCUCUGCAAUUGCAAAAGGACUCAGUGAACGACAGGAGCCGUGUGAGGCAAUUACCAGAGGUGCCCCCCAUCCCUGCUUCUGCUGCAGCUGCACCUUCGGAGUUGCAGGAGCUUGUCCUUAAAAACAGAUGUUAUCCUCGUUUGAUGCAAGAAGCAUCUUGGACUUUGGCAGCUCCAUUCAAAGAACAAAGUUACCACCGAAGCCCCAGUGACUCCAUAGCUAAUAACUACACACCUACUGCACGGGACUUAAAGCUGAAAAAUCUUCACAUAUUGAAGUCCUCUUCGAUGGCGAGGACAUCACCAGGUCCAGCAGGGCAGAAAACAGUCGCACCGUCUCUAAAAGAAUUGGAACCUUCCAGGAAGAGGCUCAAAACUGCUCCAAGAAGUCCACGUGGUUCUGAUAGAAGUACCCCGGUGUUACGCGGUCUCCUUUCUCUGCAUGCGGCUGCUGGUAGGCCAGAAUUAGAUGCUAUGCAUUACACAGAAGACCAACCACUGACUCCAGAAGAGCAGUUUGUUGUCAUGUACUCACACCAGGAGGAGAUGAAUAAGCGAGAAAAGUCACCUUCAGGAAAUGAUAGAGAGCGGUAUUGGCACUAUGUGCACAGUGCAGUGCAGGAGGACAUGUUGGCACCUCAAGAUGAGGAAGUGAUGAAUGCAAUUUUAAAGCAAAUUCCAACUCGUAUUCUUGCUAACCGCUAUCUGGAGAAUUCACUUGUGAGUUUAAAAGGCGAGAUUAAGGAAGACUAUUGUAUCAGCCUCAUGAAAGCCAUUGUUGAUUACAUCUUGAUGGAUCCAGCUGAGAGAGAGAGACUUCUGAUUGGAAGUACCCCACGCCCUUUUCCCCUGAGAGUCAUCCGGGCACCCGUCCCAUGGCACAGCUCUUACAAAGAAGCAAAAAGCUGGAAUGAAAGCAAUCUGUUCAUUGUCAAUCCACUGAUGCACACUUUACAUCAGCUUUGGCUUUCUGAGUACAGUUGUCUGAGGUUUGUUCGCACUGAAGAGAUCUGUGGUGGAGAACUGCCGCUGCCGCCUGCCGGCUUUGUGGACACGGUUCGCAGGCACUGUGUGGAAGCUCAUGGUGUUCUCCUGAACAAGUGGAUCCCAACUUGUGCAUCCAUUUUACGUGAUGAGAAAAGGAAGUGGCUUCAUUUUGCUCCUGGAAAUGACUACGAUUCACCCCAGCAAAUUGAGAGUUACUUCAGCUCAGUGGCCACUCUCAUGUCGUUACAGCUCCGUCAGGUGGUUGUUAGCUCCUUGGAGGACCUUCUUAGGUUUUUUAUGAUGCACAAGGAUGGGAGUGAUUUUGCAGAACCCUAUCAAGAAAUGCAGUUCUUUUUACCUCAAAUACUGAUAGUCAAACUCAGUGUGGAAGAACCCAAGAUCGUCUUUGAGCCACCUUUGAAAGGAUGUUGGGAUUUCAUCAGUCUGUGCUUCAGGGAGAUCCUACAAAGUGCUGAGGAACUUCCAAAGGUAGAAAGACUUCUCUUUCCACAACUAAAAAGAGAUGACCUCACACUCAGUACAGUCAAACCAGACGAACCAUUGUUUGCAGAGUACAUAAACAGACUUGAAGAGAUCUUUGAGAGCAACGUGCUUGGUCCACAGAGGUAUUUAAACAUGUACAGGAAAUACAGCCAUCUUUUGAACAACAAUGCACAGCAAGAUGUUACAGAUUUCUUGAAUGGAGGUCCAUCCUUAGGAGCUUUAAGAGAGAAGAUUGACAGCUUAACAGAACUGAAAAGAGAGAUUGCUUCCAUGCGUGUCACUGUCCCUCUGGCCAUGUUCUGCCUGGAUGCUGCACAGCUGAACGAGGAGCUCUGCGUUCGGACUCAAAAUCUUAGAGAUGCAUUGAUUGAAUUUGAGGUGAUGGAAAACAGGGAAUUAAAUAAAAGAAUUUGUGGUGAAUAUAGUUUAAUUGCAAGCAGAAUGAGCAAGCCACCUCUGAACACAGCAGAGCUGAUGGAAUUGGAUGCCUACUUAAAGAAAUCCAGUCGAGUCACUGCUUCUAGACUGAGGCAGGAUGUCUGUGAAGCCGCCCGCAGACUGCAGUUCCUCAUGGACUAUGCUGACCUUUCUGGUUAUGACAUACACCUGAAUAGCACGGUUCUCCAUUGGCCCAAUCAGAUUGAGGUGAUGUUUGAAAACUGUAGAGAUGAGCUGAGCAGCAGGAGGGAGCAUGCAGAGCUGGUUUUGCUGGAAAGGUGUUCGCAGUUUGAUGAAGCUCUUGAAGGCUACAACAGAGAAGUAGAAAGCUACAAGAAGCGAGAAGUCAUGACCGUAGAGGAGAUGAAGAACAACACUGAGAAACUGAAGGAGCUAAAUAAAAAUCUAGAUGAAGCAUUGGCUGAACUCGAGGCAAUAAAUAAAGAAGAGGAAUUACUUGAGCGGGAGAAGAGUUACUUUCCUUUACUGCAGAUUAUAAUCACAAAGAAGCAGCCCAUUGAGCAGCUCUGGAUAACAGCGUAUGAUUUUCAUACCAAGUCUGAGGAGUGGAUGCACGGAUUUCUCCAGAAAUUGAAUGCUGAUGAAAUUACUGAAGAAAUUGGCGAGAUGUGGAGAACAAUGUACAAGCUCAGCAAGAGUUUUCCAGACUUGGCUGGGCCGAGGCGCUUAGCAGAAAGCACAAAAUACAAACUCGAUAAGUUUAAGCAGCAUCUUCCUGUCCUGUCCCUUGCCUGCAAUCGUGGAAUGAAGGAGAGGCAUUGGGAGCAGAUUAGUGAAGUUGUAGGAUGUGAAGUCAGACUGAACGAAACUACUACCCUUCUAAACAUGCUGGAAUUGGGACUCUCAAAAUACAUUGAUCAGCUGGAACCCAUCGGAGCAGCUGCAAGUAAGGAGUAUUCUUUAGAGAAGUCAAUAGAGAAAAUGAAAUUAGAGUGGGUCAGCGUGCAGUUCAGUCUGGUGAAAUACAGAGAUACUAACAACAGUAUCUUGUCAGCAGUUGAUGACAUCCAGCUUUUACUGGAUGAUCACAUUGUUAAGACUCAGACGAUGUGCGGCUCUCCCUUCAUCAAACCACUGGAAGCCGAAUGCCGGGCUUGGGAAGCGAAGCUGACUUUAAUGCAAAGUAUUAUAGAUAGCUGGUUGAAAUGUCAGGCGACGUGGUUGUAUUUGGAGCCAAUCUUUAGUUCGGAAGACAUUAUAGCUCAAAUGCCAGAAGAGGGCAGAAAGUUUGGUAUUGUGGAUGCAUACUGGAAGGACAUCAUGGCACAUGUGGUGAAAGACUCAAGGGUACUUGUGGCAACUGACCAACCCAAGAUGUUAGACAGACUGCAGGAAGCAAACGCUCUCUUAGAAGACAUUCAAAAGGGUUUGAAUAUUUACUUGGAAAAGAAGAGAUUGUUUUUCCCAAGAUUCUUUUUCCUGUCUAAUGAUGAGCUGCUGGAAAUACUCUCUGAAACGAAGGAUCCCCUUCGAGUGCAGCCACAUUUAAAGAAGUGUUUCGAGGGAAUUGCUCAGCUGGAGUUCACUGAGAAUUUGGAGAUUCUAGGCAUGAUCAGUUCGGAGAAGGAAAUCGUUCCUUUCAUAGAAAAAAUCUAUCCUACAAAUGCAAAAGGCAUGGUAGAAAAAUGGCUUUUGCAAGUUGAGGAAAUGAUGCUGGCCAGCGUAAGACAAGUUCUUCAAGAUGGCAUAGAAGGAUACGUCAAGGUUCCUCGAAAAGCUUGGGUACUGCAGUGGCCCGGGCAGGUGGUGGUUUGUGUUUCAUCCAUUUACUGGACAGAAGCAGUAUCUGAGGCCAUAAGGAAAGGAACCUUACAAGAUUUCUUGGAGGAGAGCAAUCAGCAGAUUGGAGACAUUGUUGACCUGGUGAGAGGAAAGCUGUCCAGUGGAGCCCGGCUGACUCUCGGAGCUCUUACUGUCAUCGAUGUGCAUGCUCGUGAUGUGGUUGAAAAAUUGGUUGAAGACAAAAUCACAGAUCUGAAUGACUUCCAGUGGAUUUCUCAGCUGAGAUACUACUGGGAAGGGGAGGAUGUGAUGGUACGAAUGAUUACAACAGAAGCCAAAUAUGGAUAUGAAUAUCUGGGCAAUUGUUCACGUCUGGUUAUAACCCCGCUAACAGACCGGUGUUAUAGGACAUUAAUGGGUGCCUUGAAAUUAAAUCUUGGUGGUGCUCCAGAAGGACCUGCUGGGACUGGCAAAACAGAAACAACUAAAGAUCUGGCAAAAGCACUAGCUAAACAGUGUGUGGUCUUUAACUGCUCGGAUGGUCUUGAUUACAAGGCAAUGGGCAAGUUCUUUAAAGGUCUGGCACAGUCUGGGGCAUGGUCCUGCUUUGAUGAAUUCAAUCGGAUUGAGGUUGAAGUAUUGUCUGUGGUCGCCCAACAAAUACUUACCAUACAGCAAGCUAUUAUCCGUAAAGUCAAAACGUUCAUCUUUGAAGGCACUGAGAUCUCUCUCAAUCCCACCUGUGCUGUGUUCAUCACAAUGAAUCCUGGCUAUGCCGGCCGGGCUGAGCUGCCCGAUAAUCUGAAGGCAUUGUUUCGAACAGUUGCCAUGAUGGUACCGGAUUAUUCUUUGAUUGGAGAAAUUUCACUUUAUUCUAUGGGAUUUUUGGACUCUCGAAGUCUUGCCCAGAAGAUCGUCGCCACGUACCGCUUGUGCUCAGAGCAGCUCUCAUCUCAGCACCACUAUGAUUAUGGCAUGCGUGCUGUUAAAUCUGUGCUGACAGCAGCAGGAAACUUAAAGCUGAAGUACCCAGCUGAGAAUGAGAGUGUGCUGCUGCUGCGCGCUUUGAUGGAUGUGAACCUCGCCAAAUUCCUGGCACAGGAUGUGCCGUUGUUUCAGAGUAUCAUAUCUGACCUGUUCCCGGGAGUGGUUCUUCCCACACCUGACUACGAGCUCUUUGUUGAGGCAGUGACUGCAAAUAUCAGGAAAAUGGAUCUUCAGCCGGUUCCGUGGUUCAUCGGGAAAAUUAUUCAGGUUCCUCUCACACUUCUGGGGGGGAGGACAAUAUACGAAAUGAUGCUGGUGCGCCAUGGCUUCAUGAUUGUUGGAGAUCCUCUGGGUGGGAAGACGUGUGCAUACCAAGUGCUGGCUGGAGCCCUUGGGGAUCUGUGUGCAGCAAAAUCAAUGGAUGAAUUUGCUGUUGAAUUCCAAGUUAUUAAUCCUAAAGCAAUUACCAUGGGACAACUGUACGGCAGCUUUGAUCCUGUAAGCCAUGAGUGGACAGAUGGGGUUCUCGCACACGCCUUCAGGGCACAAGCAUCUUCUACUACAGAUGAUCGAAAGUGGAUUGUAUUUGAUGGCCCAGUGGAUGCAGUUUGGAUAGAGAAUAUGAACACUGUGCUGGAUGACAAUAAAAAGCUGUGCCUAAUGAGUGGUGAAAUAAUUCAGAUGAAUUCAAAAAUGAGCUUAAUCUUUGAGGCAGCAGACUUAGAGGAAGCAUCUCCAGCGACUGUUAGCAGAUGUGGUAUGAUCUAUAUGGACCCACAGCAGCUGGGUUGGAAGCCGCUGAAGGAUUCCUACAUGCAUACACUGCCUCCAAACCUGCAGGAUGAGCACCGGGAGCUGGUCAACAACCUGUUCAUGUGGCUAGUUGAGCCCUGUUUAGAUUUCAUUCACCAUCAUUGCAAAGCCAUUGUACAAACGUCCUCUAUUCAUCUGACUUAUAGCUUGAUGAAACUGUAUACUUGUCUGCUUGAUGAAAUAAAGCAACCUGAGGAAGAGGGGAAGGAAAGCAUGUCGAGUCAGCAGAUCGCCUUGUGGCUGCAGGGGCUCUUCCUUUUUGCUUUGGUUUGGACGAUUGGUGGGACCAUUGAUGCAGACAGCAGAAAGAAGUUUGAUUUGUUUUACCGUAACUUGUUAAUGGGGACAGAUGAUGGAAACCAACGCCCUAAGAAUGUGAAGAUUACCAGAAACAACAUCUUCCCAGAAAAAGGGAAUGUUUAUGACUUCUAUUUUUACAAGCGUGGAAGUGGGCAGUGGAACCUUUGGACGGAUUACAUCACACAAGAUGAACAAGUUAUCUCCCCAGGAGCGAAGGUGUCGGAGCUAAUCAUUCCAACAAUGGAAACUGCCAGACAGAUGUUCUUUCUGAAAACAUAUGUGGAACAUAAUAUCCCUUUGCUUUUUGUGGGUCCCACUGGCACUGGAAAAUCAGCUAUAACAAACAGUUUUCUACUACAGCUUCCCAAGCCAACAUAUAUCCCAGUUUUCAUCAACUUCUCUGCAAGAACCUCAGCUAACCAAACCCAGGACAUUAUCAUGUCCAAGCUGGACAGAAGAAGAAAAGGAUUAUUUGGGCCUCCCUCAGGGAAAAGGGCUGUGAUAUUUGUAGAUGACCUAAACAUGCCGGCCAAGGAGGCGUACGGAGCACAGCCACCCAUUGAGCUUCUCAGGCAGUGGAUUGAUCACGGUCACUGGUAUGACCAGAAAGAUGCAUCCAAGAUUAAUAUUGUAGAUGUGCUGCUUCUGUCAGCUAUGGGUCCUCCUGGGGGAGGCAGGAAUGAUAUUACAGGGCGCUUUGUGCGGCACUUGAACGUUGUAUCUAUCUGUUCUUUUGAUGAUGACAUUCUCACCAAGAUUUUUACUGCAGUUGCUGAUUGGCAUUUUAGCAAAGGCUUUGAGUCCAUCUUUCUAAGGCUUGGUAAGAUAAUGGUCCAAGCAACAAUGAUGAUUUACAAAAUGGCAGUUGAGAAUUUCCUCCCAACUCCUUCAAAAUCCCAUUAUGUCUUUAAUCUCCGAGAUUUUUCCCGGGUUGUUAAAGGAGUGCUGCUCUGUCCACACACUCAUCUGCAGAGUGAAGACAAGCUGAUCCGUCUUUGGAUUCAUGAGGUGUACCGAGUUUUCUAUGAUCGCUUAGUUGAUGAGGAGGACAGGGAGGUAUUCUUUCAGAUGGUAAAAAAGACAACAUCAGACAGCUUCAAGCAGAACCUUGAUAAGGUACUGAGUCAUCUCUCACCCACUGGCAAGGUCACAGAUGAUCAUAUCCGCAGCCUUUUCUUUGGAGACUAUCUGAAGCCAGACAGUAAUGCAAAAGUGUACGAUGAAAUCACAGACUUGAAGGAACUGACAGCUGUGAUGGAAUCCUACCUGGAGGAAUACAACAAUACCAGCAGAGCACCAAUGCCCCUAGUCAUGUUCAAGUUUGCUAUUGAGCAUAUCUCAAGGAUAUGCAGAGUACUGAAACAAGAUAAUGGACAUCUUUUGUUGGUGGGCAUUGGUGGAAGUGGUCGACAAAGUGCUACCAAGCUAGCCACCUACAUGAGUAUGUUUGAACUCUUUCAAAUUGAAAUUACAAAGUCCUAUGGAAUCAAUGAAUGGAAAGAAGAUAUCAAACGAGUCAUGCUAAAGGCUGGUGUUGGUAACAAGAACAUUUCCUUUUUGUUCUGUGAUAAUCAAAUAAAGGAUGAAGCAUUUAUAGAAGACAUCAACAUGCUUUUAAAUACUGGUGAUGUGCCUAAUAUUUUUGCUGCUGAUGAGAAGGCUGAAAUUGUUGAGAAAAUGCAAAGUGCAUCAAGGAUGGGGAGUGAGAAAAUUGAAGCUACUCCGCUUGCUAUGUACAAUUUCUUUAUUGAAAGGAUGAAGAAAAAUUUACAUAUUGUCUUAGCAAUGAGCCCUAUUGGUGAUGCAUUUCGGAAUCGAUUACGGAUGUUCCCAUCGCUGAUAAACUGUUGCACCAUUGACUGGUUCCAAACCUGGCCUGCAGAUGCUUUGGAAAUGGUUGCUAACAAGUUUUUAGAGGAUGUUGAACUUGAAGAUGACAUUAGAACAGAGGUUGUGUCAAUGUGCAAAUAUUUCCAAGAAAGUGUGAGAGAGCUCUCCAUCAACUAUUACAGUAGACUGCGAAGGCACAACUACGUAACGCCAACAUCAUACCUAGAGCUGAUUCUUACCUUUAAAACUCUGCUGAUAAGCAAAAGGCAAGAAGUUGACACAAUGAGAAAUCGUUAUCUUACAGGGCUUCAAAAACUUGACUUUGCAUCUUCACAAGUUGCAGAGAUGCAGAAAGAACUGACCGCUCUUCAGCCUGAACUAAUUCAAACUUCUGCAGAAACAGAAAAAAUGAUGAUCCAGAUUGAAAAAGAAACAGCUGAAGUAGACACAAAGAAGAAAAUCGUGUCAGCAGAUGAAAGGGAGGCUAAUGAAGCAGCAGCUGCUGCAAAAGCUAUUAAGGAUGAAUGUGAAGGAGACCUUGCAGAAGCCAUGCCAGCUUUGGAGGCAGCACUUGAAGCUCUUGAUACCCUGAAUCCUUCAGAUAUUUCUCUUGUGAAGUCCAUGCAGAAUCCACCUGGUCCUGUUAAGCUUGUCAUGGAGAGUAUCUGUGUCAUGAAAGGAACUAAACCAGAGAGAAAACCUGAUCCGAGUGGCAGUGGUAAAAUGAUAGAAGACUACUGGGGGCCCUCUAGAAAAAUUCUUGGAGAUCUGAAGUUCCUGGAGAGCUUGAAGACGUACGACAAGGAUAAUAUUCCUCCAGCUGUAAUGAAGAGAAUUAGAGAGAGGUUUAUUGAUCAUCCAGAUUUUCAGCCAGCUGUCAUUAAAAAUGUCUCAUCAGCCUGUGAAGGACUGUGUAAGUGGGUGCGAGCCAUGGAGGUCUAUGACCGCGUUGCAAAAGUGGUUGCCCCGAAACGUGAACGUUUGAGAACUGCAGAAGAGUUACUGGAUGUUCAAAUGCAGAAGCUAAAGACAAAGCAGGCGGAACUUAAGCAGGUUGUUGAUCGCCUCCAAGCUUUGAAUGAUGACUUUGAAAGCAUGAAUGACCGGAAGAGAGAGUUAGAAAACAAUAUUGAACUCUGCUCACAAAAACUUGUGAGAGCUGAACAGCUCAUUAGUGGUCUUGGUGGAGAGAAAGAUAGGUGGACAGAAGCUGCACGGUUACUGAGAAUCCGGUACAUAGACCUUACAGGAGAUGUGUUGUUAUCUUCAGGAACUGUGGCUUAUCUGGGAGCCUUUACUGUAGACUACCGUUUGCAGUGUCAAAAGCAAUGGCAGGUUCUGUGCAAUGAGAAGAACAUACCAUGCUCCAGUGAUUUUACCUUAAGUAACACCUUAGGGGAUCCAGUCAAAAUCCGUGCAUGGCAGAUUGCUGGAUUGCCAAUUGAUUCUUUUUCCAUUGACAAUGGCAUAAUUGUUUCUAACUCAAGGAGAUGGGCUUUAAUGAUAGAUCCUCAAAGGCAAGCUAACAGGUGGGUGAAGAAUAUGGAGAAAGCCAACAAGCUCUCAGUUAUCAAAUUAUCUGAUGCACAUUAUGUUAGGACGUUAGAAAAUGCUAUUCAGCUUGGAACGCCUGUCCUGCUGGAAAAUAUUGGAGAAGAAUUGGAUGCUUCCAUAGAACCCAUCUUACUAAAGCUAACGUUCAAACAACAAGGAGUAGAAUACAUUAAAUUAGGGGAAAAUAUAAUUGAAUAUUCAAGAGAUUUCAGGCUUUACAUAACGACCCGCUUAAGAAAUCCUCAUUAUCUUCCUGAAGUGGCUGUUAAAGUUUGUCUGCUCAACUUCAUGAUUACACCGUUAGGUCUUCAGGACCAGCUUCUCGGAAUUGUAGCUGCAGAGGAAAAGCCUGAACUAGAAGAAAAAAAAAAUAAACUGAUUAUAGAAAGUGCGACUAACAAGAAACAAUUAAAGGAAAUAGAAGACAAAAUCCUGGAGGUCCUUUCCAAGUCAGAAGGAAACAUCUUAGAAGAUGAAACAGCAAUUAAUAUUUUGUCUUCGUCCAAGGAGUUGUCUGAAGAAAUCUCUGAAAAGCAAAAAGUUGCCUCGGCGACUGAAAUGCAGAUAGAUUCUACUCGAGUGGGGUAUAAGCCCGUUGCUGUUCAUUCAGCUGUUGUCUUCUUCUGCAUCUCUGAUCUGGCAAACAUUGAACCCAUGUACCAGUAUUCAUUGACAUGGUUCAUCAACUUGUAUGUUCAGUCCAUUGCUAAAAGCAAAAAGAGUGAAGAUCUAGAAGAGAGGAUUAAAAAUAUAAUAGAACAUUUCACAACAAGCAUCUAUAACAACGUCUGUCGCUCACUGUUUGAGAAGGAUAAGCUGUUAUUCUCCCUCCUCCUGACAGUGGGCAUAAUGAAGGGAAGAGGCCAAAUAGAUGAUGAAGUUUGGCGUUUCCUACUGACAGGAGGAGUUGCUCUUGACAACCCUCAUCCUAACCCAGCUCCAGAUUGGCUCUCUGACAAAUCCUGGGCAGAGUUUGUGCGUGCAUCUUGUCUGACAAACCUACAGGGACUGAUGGAACAUGUAAGGGAUAAUUUUUCAAAAUGGAAGCAAAUCUAUGACUCUGCAAGACCCCAUGAAGAAAAUUUCCCAGAUGCGUGGAACACAUCAACGGGAUUGGAUCGUAUGGUGAUUCUCAGGUGCUUGAGACCUGACAAAAUAGUUCCAGCAGUGCAGAAGUUCAUCGUAGAAAACAUGGGAAGAACGUUUAUUGAACCGCCUACUUUUGAUCUUGGACGAAGCUACAGUGAUUCCAAUUGCUGUGCCCCUUUGAUUUUUGUGUUAUCACCAGGUGCUGACCCCAUGGCAGGUUUGCUAAAAUUUGCUGACGAUGUUGGCAUGGGAGGUGCAAACAUUCAGACUGUUUCGCUUGGACAAGGUCAGGGCCCAAUAGCAGCCAACAUGAUCCGCCAGGCAGUCACUGUUGGGAGCUGGGUGGUGUUGCAGAACUGCCAUCUUGCAACCAGCUGGAUGCCUGCUUUGGAGAAAAUCUGUGAGGAAGUGAUAGUGCCUGAGAGCACCAAUGAUAAGUUCCGACUGUGGUUAACCAGUUAUCCAUCAGCAGAAUUUCCUGUUAGUAUUCUCCAGAAUGGCGUCAAAAUGACAAAUGAACCUCCAAAAGGGGUCAGAGCAAACCUCCUUCGAUCGUACCUCAAUGACCCCAUCUCUGACACCGUAUUCUUUAGCAGUUGCCAAAAGCCAGAAAUGUGGCAAAAAUUGUUGUUUGGUCUUUGCUUUUUUCAUGCUGUUGUGCAGGAAAGGAGAAACUUUGGCCCAUUGGGUUGGAAUAUUCCAUAUGAGUUCAACGAGUCUGACCUCAGGAUCAGCAUGCAGCAGAUACACAUGUUUUUGAAUGAAUAUGAAGAAGUCCCUUUUGAAGCUCUGACAUAUCUAACAGGGGAAUGUAACUAUGGGGGGAGAGUAACAGACGAUAAAGACAGGCGGCUUCUUCUGUCCCUUCUGUCUACAGUCUACAACAAGGAUAUAGAGCAGGACAAGUACAUGCUUGCACCUGGCGGUGACUACUAUAUCCCACCACAUGGUCCAUAUGAGUCUUACAUUGAAUACCUAAGAAGCUUACCAAGUGUGACACACCCUGAGGUGUUUGGGCUUCAUGAGAACGCAGACAUUACCAAGGAUACCCAGGAGACUAACCAGCUUUUCAGCGGAGUGCUCCUGACUUUGCCUAGAGUGGCAGGGGGAGGUGGCAGAUCUCCUCAGAAAACUGUUGCAGAUUUGGCACAGGACAUCCUAUCCAAAUUACCACGUGACUUUGACGUUGAGGAGGUGAUGAAGAUGUACCCGGUGCUUUAUGAAGAGUCCAUGAAUACAGUCCUGAGGCAGGAGCUGAUUCGAUUCAACAGGCUUACUCAGGUGGUUCGAAGCAGCCUUGUUAAUAUUGGCAAAGCCAUCAAGGGCCAAGUGUUGAUGUCGGCUGAACUUGAAGAUGUUUUCAACAGCAUGUUAAUGGGAAAAGUGCCAUCAAUGUGGGCUGUCAAGUCCUAUCCGUCCCUGAAGCCCCUGGGGAGCUACGUGUCCGAUCUGCUUUGUCGUUUGGGCUUCUUCCAGGAUUGGGUCAUCAAUGGGCCACCCACUGUCUUUUGGCUGUCAGGAUUCUACUUCACUCAGUCUUUUUUGACAGGUGUUUUACAAAACUAUGCCAGAAAAUACACCAUCCCCAUUGACCGCAUCGGAUUUGAAUUUGAGGUGAUGAAGCAGGAGAACACAAUGGAGAAAAUACCGGAAGAUGGGGCUUACGUGAAAGGCCUUUUUUUGGAAGGUGCACGAUGGGAUCGAGAAUCCGCGGUGAUUGGAGAAUCGCUUCCAAAAAUCCUAUAUGAUCCCUUGCCCAUAAUAUGGCUGAAGCCCGGAGAAAGUUCCAGGUUUCUUCACAUGAACAUCUAUUCCUGCCCUGUGUACAAGACGAGUGCAAGAAGAGGCGUCUUGUCCACUACCGGCCACUCAACCAACUACGUUCUGUCUGUCGAGCUCCCUUCAGCGCAGCCCCAGAAGCACUGGAUAAACCGAGGUGUGGCAGCGCUGUGCCAGCUCGAUGACUGAGACAGCUCAGUGCACUCUUCAUUCGCAAUUAAAAGAUACGCUUUGCUCCCUA